AAUUGCACUACAAACGUCUACAUACGAAAUACAAACGAUUGCAUAUAGGAGUUAUUUAAAAAUACGUUCAGUCGGCGUCAAGUAUGAGCGAAUGUUCUGCGUUUUAUUACGUCAGAAAGUGGCAGUCUGAAUGAGCCAUUAAGGCUUAUAUCUUUUGUAGACCCGGCCUUAUGCACUCAUACAAAAGUGUGUGCACCCUCUAUAACCUUAUAGCAUAGACGAUCUCAGAUGAUUUUGUCUUAAUUUCUGUCCUCAGCUUUUGUCGUUUAGUUUUGUUCUUGUGGUUUUGUUCUAUUUGGCUUUUGUCAUUAUUUUGCUGCUGCUGUUUUCAGAAAAGUUACAAUACAAUGGCAUGCUAUGGCUCACGGAAAGAAUUCGUUGAGAGAUGUAAAAAUUAUUCCUGUCUUGAUCUAGAUUGUGGUUCCGUACACACAUACAAAUACUGCUUCAUGUUUCAAAAUACUACGUGUCGUAACGAAAAAUGUCAAUUUCUGCACUGCACUAGCGUGGAACAGCUUCAAUAUGAAACAACGGGGAAGCCAACGGAGCAUCUCAAAAGAGAGGUCGCAAGAACGCUACAAAACACGAACAUAUGCGGUGACUUCAAAACUAGCGUUUGCAACCGCACUAAAUGUAAGCGGCGACAUAUAAAGUUGGAUAACAGCGAACCCUUGGAAUGCCCUAUAUGUACGAAAGCUAUAAUUAUAGAGAACUUUGGUGCAGGAGAUUGUGGGCACAUUUUUUGUUGCAAAUGUGCAUCACGUAUAGUAAAUGAAACAAACGAUGAAAUGAAAGUACAAUGUCCAAUUUGUAGGUUUACAGGCGAAUAUAAAAAACUUAUGUAGUUUUUAUUUUUGUAUUAAAAAUGUAUUCUUAUUCGUAUCUUCUAACUGUAUUGAAAAGAGAGAAAAUUUAUUUUCCUAGUUUUGAAAAAAUAUCAAGUUUAAUACCGUUGUUAACGGAUUAAUGUACCAAUUGGUGUACAAAUAUUAAUUAGUUUGAAAUUAAAACAACAGAAAAGUUCAAAAUAUAAUUUA
Messenger RNA from Vollenhovia emeryi, 1037 nucleotides. RefSeq lists its product as uncharacterized. The transcript has 2 exons. The coding region runs from base 348 to 845 and encodes 165 amino acids. The record is from RefSeq and is a predicted model, not a curated record. Gene Ontology annotation, molecular function: metal ion binding. Lineage: Eukaryota; Metazoa; Arthropoda; Insecta; Hymenoptera; Formicidae.